Girardinichthys multiradiatus is the source of this 5200-nucleotide messenger RNA. RefSeq names its product ST8 alpha-N-acetyl-neuraminide alpha-2,8-sialyltransferase 2 (gene st8sia2). The transcript has 6 exons. The record is from RefSeq and is a predicted model, not a curated record. The coding region runs from base 1358 to 2488 and encodes 376 amino acids. Gene Ontology annotation, molecular function: alpha-N-acetylneuraminate alpha-2,8-sialyltransferase activity. Gene Ontology annotation, biological process: oligosaccharide metabolic process; N-glycan processing. NCBI's taxonomy places the organism in Eukaryota, Metazoa, Chordata, Actinopteri, Cyprinodontiformes, Goodeidae.
UAAACAUCUCCCUGAGAAGUUGAUGCAAAGGUUACCAUAAUCAUUACCAGUUUGUGGUCUUUUAAAAGUGUUCAUACCCGUUUAAUGUUUUCACAUUUUAUCACAAUAAAACCUCACAUUUGAUAUGUGAUAGAUGAACACAAAGUAGUGCAUUUUUGUGAGGUGAAAGGAAAACAUGGUGGUGGACGCAUCAUGAUGUAAGGAUGCUUUUUUUUAAUCAGGAACAAGGAUGUUGGUUUACAGUUCAUUGGAGGAUGGAUGGAGUUAAAUACAUGAAGAUCCUGUAAUAAAAUCUGUUGGACAAUGAAAAAGACUGGAGAUUGGGGCAGAGGUUCGCCUUCCAGCAGGACAAAUACUUUAGUGAUACAGCUAGAGGUACAAUAGAAUGGUUUAGAUUAAAACGCAUUCAUGUGACUGAAUCGCCUAGUCAAAGCCUAGAUCUAAGUCCACCUGAGAACUUGUGGCAAGACUUUAAUUUCAUUCUCACAGAUACUCUCAACACAGUCUGAAUGACACUGAGCUAUUUUGCAAUGACGAAUGGGAAAAACUUUCAAUCUCAAGAUGUGCAAAGCUGAUGGCAUAAUAUUUAAAAACUGUGACAGCAUCGAAUGAUAUAGGAGAAUUAAUACAAAUGCACUCACACACUCACUGAUGUAUCAUUUUCCUCUCUAUUCCCCAUUAUUUACAACUUGAUGUCAGUCUGUCACAUAAAUUUCCGGUAUAAUACAUUUAGUUUUCUGGUUGUAACCUGAUGAAAUAUGAAAAAAGAUCGUCCAUGCCUUUAAAAGGCAGCUAAACUUCUGGGAAUUCAAAUACAAAUUUACUAAUAAAACAUUUAAUGUUAUGAUACCGCAGUUUGCAGUUUUCCAGCACUACUCAAAUGUUUGACAUUUAACCUCAAAUGUAAAAGUCCAGGUCGGAAAACUCAAUAUUUUCGACCACUUCUGCAAAACGUGGGGGUGUGGAUGGAGAGGUUUGCUUGUAUUUUUGCAAACCCUCUGCGCCUUUAAGGCUGCAUGUGGUCUCGCAGCUUCGGUGGAGAUCUGUGUAGGUGCGCGCUUUCAAAGUUUCACUGGGGGGAUAGAGACAACAGGAGACGGCGGCGGCAUAUCGCCCCGUCGGGAGACAAAAGCGCACAACGUCCGAGGAAGAAGAGGAGGGACGGAGGAGAGAGAAGGACCACAGCUUACGCGGGGGAGUGUCCGAUAAGAACAAAGAGAGAGAGAGAAGAUGACUGAGCGGGUCCUGGGUUUACAGAUGGGAAUUACAGGGAGGUGGAUGUAACACGGAGCUCGCUGGAAGGAAGACAGGAAGAGGGACUCCCGGACCGGCAGCUGCAGCCCACCUCCUUUCAGCCAUGCCGCUUGUAUUCCGCUCUCUGUUAUUCGGCUUUCUAACGCUUCUGGUUGUGCUCUUGAUAAUUAAUGAUAUUGCAGAAGUGGAAAAAGAAAGCGCAAAUGUUGGACUCUCAAAAAAGACCAAUGUACACCAGUUCUUCCCAACUCACAGAAAGACUGCAGCACACACAGAUCCAACUGCAACUAGAAGAAUCACCAAAUAUAUGGAUCAUCAUGCUCCAAGCUGCAACAACACCGCCCCCAAACACUCAUCAAGCAGCUGGACCUUUAACAAGACCCUCUCCAACCUCAUCAGGAAGAAUAUUCUCAGAUUCCUCGACCCAGAAAGAGACAUCUCAAUCCUAAAGGGUACACUGAAGCCAGGAGACAUCAUCCACUACGUGUUUGAUCGCCAGAGCACCACAAACAUCUCAGAGAAUCUCUAUCGUCUGUUGCCAACCGCUUCGCCGAUGAAAAAUCAGUAUCACAGGCGCUGCGCCAUUGUGGGGAACUCUGGGAUCCUGCUGAACAGCAGCUGCGGACCAGAAAUCGACUCGCAUGACUUUGUUAUCAGGUGUAACCUGGCCCCAGUGGAGGAGUAUUCUCAGGACGUGGGCCGGCGGACCAACCUGGUGACCAUGAACCCCUCUGUAGUGCAGCGGGCCUUCCAAGAUCUGGUCAGCGACGAGUGGAAGGAGCGCUUCCUGCAGCGCCUUCAGAACCUCAGCGGCAGUGUGCUGUGGAUCCCGGCCUUCAUGGCGAAGGGCGGGGAGGAGAGGGUGGAGUGGGUCCUCCGCCUCAUCCUGGUGCACACUGUUGACGUGCGUACGGCCUUCCCGUCGCUGCGCCUUCUUCACGCUGUCAGAGGGUACUGGCUCACUAACAACGUCCUCAUCAAGCGUCCCACCACUGGCCUCCUCAUGUACACGAUGGCCACUCGCUUCUGCGAGGAGAUCCACCUCUAUGGCUUCUGGCCAUUUCCUCUCGGCCCGCAAGGCAGACCAGUUAAAUACCACUACUACGACAGCCUGAAGUACGAGUACACGUCCAGCUCAAGUCCUCACACCAUGCCCCUGGAGUUCCGGACCUUAAAGACUUUGCACAGACAGGGGGCGCUCCGGCUCCACACGGGAAGCUGUGAUUUGGACUGAGGAGUACAGAAAAAUCUCAGCUGAAGCCAUGAACCUGACUGAGCAGAGUCAAUACCAAAUGUUACUCUUGUUACUGCUUUAUCUGAUAAAACUUGGGGGAGGAAUUGAAAGGAAACAUUGUCAAUUACAGCCUUUUGUACUGGCUCCUUACAUGUAUUUUACCUUUAAUGAUAUUUCUAUGGCAACCAAUAUCUCUCGGGGUUCAUUUGUGAGCUUUCACAAAGGCAGCAGAUGGUUUGUGUUUUAUACCUGGGGCUACAGGUUUGGAGAAGAAACAAGCAUGGGCUAUUUCAAUGCUGCUUCAAAGAAACAAACCUGUAACUCCAUUUUGAAGUCAACUAUUUGUAUUAUAACACAGCAGGAAACUGUACACACAGGAAAAAUCUGUCACUUGCAACCUGCAGUGGUGAAUUCAUUUAAUGCUGUUUGUGAAGAUUUAUAGAACAAGUAACAAUUGAAAUCAGAGAAAUUAUACAAUGAUCAACAGAUAUUUUUAAUGCUAAUGAGCAAUUUAUGAUCUGAUAGGGCUCCAUUAAAGCUGUAAUCUUAACACUGGCAUGUCUGCUGCAUGGAGAGAUACGGCUUAGUGGCUCUUGUGAUUUCUCGAUGAGCCACAAGAUGGAAGCACUGAAUAAUCAGGGACAAUAAUGUACAAAGUUCAAAGCUGAGCAACAGCUUUCUUUCAUUCUAAAAGAGCUGAAAUGAUCCCUUUCCUCUUCAUUUUAAAUGUUUUUUGUGCUUUUGUAACUUAAUAUAAAGCACCUUAGAUUCCAGUAAUGCCCAGUCAACUGGAGCCAUUUUUGAUGAGGUUGCCUUGAGAACCAAACGACUGAUUGCAAGCAUGCCGUGUUGUAUGUACCUCCCGUGAGGAUAAAGGAGCAGUGUGCCAGCUGUUCACAUAUGAAUGUUUGCUCAACCAACAGUAAACUCAUUUUGCAGAGUUUCCUCAAAGUUUCUGUACUGGAAAUGUGAGAAAUGUGAGGUCAGAAAGUUGUUCACUGUUAGGAAGGAGACCCUUAGCAUUUUUAAAAUGAAUGUAUCAGUACCUUUCUUACAGUAAAUGAGCCACAAGAAUGUGCUUUAAAUUCAUUUGUAGCAGAAGAAGUUUCAGGGCAAUAACCCUGAAUCAAGAUAACACCUUGUGACCUUUAGGUAACGUUUUUUAAAUAAUGGAUGUGACUUUUUCCUUGUAUAGGGACGUUUUAUUAAUAUUAAACCAGUAUUUAUAGAGGUUGAUAGAGUUAUUAGUAUAUUUAAUUGUAGCUGCCACUGUUUUGUACCUAUAAUAAAAAAAUGCCAAUGUUUUAAAAGGACCACCUACAUGUUUAUUAAUACAAAGUUUCAUGAUCCAUGGCAGAAAAGGUCUUACAUACAGUUUUGGUCAGAGGGUAACAGAGAUCAUCAUUGGUAUAAAUGUCAGAUUAUUAUUUUUGGUGCUUUAGAUGAUUUAUUUAAACAGCUAUUUUUCAGGGUGGAUUGUAUGUAUUAUAUGUCGUACAACUACAACUGUUUAUUGUGAAUUAUCGCUAAUAUAGGUUCUUAAUUCUUAAGGUCCAGAAGUAAUGGCUAUCAAAACCAUGGUGAGUGGAUGUACACUUGAUUCCGGAUCUGUAAUUGUCUUGAUAUUUCUAAAAAGCAGUAAAUAAACUGUAUACACACAAAUACGCAAAAAAAAAGGUUAAAUUCGAGGGCUGACGUGUUUUAGGUCAUUAAGUGUUGACUGUUAUGACUUUAAACCCAAAACAUUUUGUGGCUUAAUUAAAAUUUUUGUACUUCCCCGAUUUCAGCAAAGACAUUUCUAGGAACUGUUUUUGUAUUCCUGAUAAUCAAUUUGUGCAUUUUGCUGCAACAAAAAUGCUCCCAUUAACAAGAAUUAGCAGAAGCAUCUCAAGUAUUCCAGGACGUUCUCUGCAGCCCAACAAGAUGCCUCUCAUGUGCUCGCAGCCACGUGAUUUUCGUCCAUAAAAAUGCUGUUUAUUGGGGGAGGCUUUGAUGAGAUGCGACUGCUGGCUUGCAUAUUAGCCUUAUUACCCCGCCAAUUAAGUUAAGAAUAGACAUGAAAGUUGCACCAGGGACGUCAGCAGACCAGAGCAAUGAAAGGUUUAUUUGUGAGAGGCUGUCUGAGCUCGGCAAACAUAGAAACAUUCUGUGACCAAUGCUAUUAGGGUUAAUUAACCCAGAAUCUGGAGUUUGCCACAGUUUGGAAAACUUUCUAACAUGUUCCUCCUUAGAUGAUGAGGAGUUUCUGUUGUGCUGUUUUCUUACGUUUUCCAUCGUGUAUAGUCUCUGUCAUUUUGUAUUACUGUCUGAAUCCAAGCAAAUGUAAACUUUUGCAUAGUUGUCUUUACUUGUGCGCAUUUUAAUCUUUGUAACUUAUUUAGUAUGACUCAUGGACACUUGGACUGCUCUGUUGUGGCAAUGUGGCAAUAUAGCACAAAAAUCCAGACUGGGAAAAUAUGUCAAGCCUCACCCUUUAAAGAUUCAACACUUCAAAAAGAUUACGUUUUAUUCCAGUAAUGUUGUAAAGACAUGGAAACUGAGGAAACAGACCCGUUUACACACAACAUCUGUGUAAAACUUGUUUUCCAGAAACUUUUAAAACAGCUUAAACUUUUUUUUUUUUUUUUUAUGUCUUCACAGCCACAGCUGAUUUUUAACAAGAACAACUCUCUGUAGCAGAUGACUCAAACGAAUAAAAGUCUAUAAUUAGCA